UGUGUGUGUGUGUGUGUGUGUGUGUUAGAGGAGCCUCUGAAUGGGAGGAAUCUUCACAACGCCGUCCUCAAGAGUGAUGAGCUGGAGCUCUGUCGAGUGUUGCAGUCGAUAAAAGUUUCAGUGGAUGUUCCUGACAAGCUGGACUUUACUCCUUUAAUGAUGGCAGCCAUGAAGGGCUUUACUAGAGGAGUUCAGCUUUUGGUGAAUCAUGGUGCAGAUGUGAACAGAAAAAACAGCAGUGGUAAAGACAGCCUGAUGCUGGCGUGUUUCCACGGGCACCUGGACGUGGUGAAGUUCCUGCGCAGCUGCGGGGCGUCCUGGAGCUCUCAGGACCGAUCGGGCUGCUGCGCCCUGCACUGGGCCGCAGCUGGAGGACACCUGCCCCUCCUGCAGUACCUCAUACAGGACGGAUGUGAGGUCGAUGUGCGGGACGGCGCCUCCUGGACGCCCCUCAUGAUCGUCUCGGUCAUAACCGGAGACACGGCUGCAGCUUCACUGUUAAUCACAGCUGGAGCUGAUGUUAAUUUACAGGACAGAAACGGGAAAACACCGCUGAUGGUGGCUGUGCUGAAUAAUUAUGAGCGUCUAGUUAAAGUCCUGCUGGAGAAUGGAGCCGACCCAAACAUUCAGAACCAGGUCAGAACCUCCUAUAAGCAAAACAAGACAGCAGUGAAAUCUCACUUGUGCGUUUUUAUUUCUCCUGAUGAAUUUCAGGUGACAAAGUUAACACUUAAAUGACCUCUGAGUUAUGUAACUGGACUCUUUCUCUGUGUUUCAGGCUGGAGUUAGCGCUGUGCAGA
Molecule: messenger RNA, 800 nt
Organism: Carassius auratus (goldfish)
Lineage: Eukaryota; Metazoa; Chordata; Actinopteri; Cypriniformes; Cyprinidae
Product: fibronectin type 3 and ankyrin repeat domains protein 1-like
Exons: 6
Biological process (GO): regulation of apoptotic process
Cellular component (GO): nucleus
Molecular function (GO): protein binding
Source: RefSeq, a predicted model, not a curated record